This is a messenger RNA of Aphanomyces astaci, 306 nucleotides long. RefSeq lists its product as hypothetical. The coding region runs from base 1 to 306 and encodes 101 amino acids. The transcript has 3 exons. Lineage: Eukaryota; Oomycota; Saprolegniomycetes; Saprolegniales; Verrucalvaceae. The record is from RefSeq and is a predicted model, not a curated record.
AUGGCAUCCUCUCAAGCCCCGGCAAAGCCCCCACUUAGCUUUUCAGUGUUCAGGGGCCAAGAAGGGGCGAAUGCCAAGGUAGUCCUAGAGCGUGGUAUUGUGCAAGUCCAAGCGGCUCCCGAAUGGUGCCUGGUUAUUGGCGUCGGCGUGUGGGAUGCCAUGUGCAUCGUACUCGCAGAGGAAGCGCCCCAGUAUGGCAUGACACUAUAUCGCCCCCACAAGCAGCGGAUCCAGUCCUACAGCACCGUACAGGAGAUUUGCACCCCUUCGGUGCGCAAUGGGGUCGAGUCGAGCGAUGGAGGGUGA